CUCUGACUUCUGCACCGCGCCUCGCCUUCUCCGCGUUGCACGAACUCGCACCUGCAAUACUGCAUGCUGAUGCCUUCCGGCCGGGACGAGUAUGCCAGAUCCCCCGUUUCAUUCUCGGGCCACGCGUUCUACGGCCGUCGGUCCUUCGCGGUGAUGCAUUCACUGAGGCAUCAUUCGGCAGCCAAGAAGCCACGCCUCGCGUUUCUCGUAUGGCGCUUUUGCACCGCAACGGUCACGCCUUGUGGCUGCAGCCGCUCUUUCAACUUCAGCUGCGACGUCUCCCCACCGCUGCAACUUCCACGUCAUGCUCAAAUAAAAAAGUCGAAGGGAGUGUUGCCUAAACGUAUAUGCCGAUCGGCAUACGCAAGACGGCGAUAUCUGAUGCUACCAUACUGUUGUUGAGUAUAUAGCCGUCUCCGCGUUUCCUUUAUCUUCCUCCUUUCGACUCUACCGAGGUUGCAAGGGAUCGGGUCUAGUCACCUGACUACAUCUACAACACCAUGGGAAAGCGAUCUUCAAAGAAGAAGGCGAAGGAGAGCAUCGAGAACAACGCUGCCAAUUCUGAGAAGAAGGCGGAAGACUCACAACAGAUACCGGCUAUCUCUCCAGCAAGCGCCUAUCUCAAGCUGUGGUCUUUCGCAACUCGCUGGGAUGUGUUCCUUCGCAUUUUGGCCAGCCUGUCCGCCGCCGGCGCUGGAACCGCUGAGCCCGUCAUGGCCAUCGUCUUCGGCAACCUUGUCAACGUUUUCAAUGGGAACCCACCAGUGACACCAGAGAAGUUCAGGUCAGAGAUGAACCAAUACGGUCUAUAUUUCGUUUACCUGUUCCUCGGCAAGUCUGCCUGCGUGUAUAUCGCCGGUGUCCUCUUCAACUAUACGGCUUCGAGAAUGACCAGGAAAAUCCGAUUACAAUAUCUCCGCAAGGUUCUCCACCAACCUGUCUCAUAUUUCGACACGAAUGCUCCAGGUACCAUCGCUUCUAGUCUCGCAAACGACACGAAUGUCGUCCAGGUGGCGCUCGCGGAGAAGGUCGGCAUCGUCUUCCAGGCAUUUUCCAUGAUGAUGUGUGCUUUCAUCAUCGCCUUUACAAGGAACUGGAAGCUCACCCUCGUCACAAUAGUCAUAGUCCCCUACAUGAUAGUCAUGACUGCCGUCUUCGGCGGUAUGAGCGCCAAGAUCGAAGCUAAGGUAAACCAAAUGGUCGGGCAAGCUGAUGGAGUCGCCGAAGAAGCGCUAAGUAGUAUACUCAAUGUUACCGCUAUGGGAGCUGCUGAGAAGCUUGUUCGCCGUUUCGACGUCCAUAUCAAAAGGGCAAUGCAGCUAUCUAAGCGCAUUGGUCCGCUGAACGCGGCCAUCUAUGGAGACAUGUUCCUCUCUACCUAUAGCGGCUACGCUCUAGCACUUUUCUACGGGGUCAAACUUGUGAACCGAGGCCAGAUCAGCGGCGGCGCUGUUACGACCGUCCUAUUCUGCAUCGUCCUCGCGAGCGGUUCCAUGGGAUUCAUCGCUCCCGUCAUACCCGAUUUCACCAAAGCCACCGCUGCGUCAAAGCAAAUUAUCAAAAGGAUCGGGGAUCCGAAAAACAAGGUCGCAUCGGAAGCUACGCGCUCUGGUCAAGAGAUUCGCCAUCUCCGGGGCGAGCUGGAGGUGAAGGAUGUAUCAUUUUCUUAUCCUGAAAGGCCUACGGUUACCGUUCUCAACAGGCUGAGCCUGCAUAUUCCCGCAAAUAAAGUAACUGCAAUUGUGGGGAGCAGUGGAAGCGGGAAAAGCACCAUUGUUGGCCUCCUGGAAAAAUGGUAUACUGUCCACGAGGGCACGAUUCUGGUAGACGCGCAGAAUAUCAACGAGCUUGAUCUCACAUGGUGGAGAAUGCAGGUUGGUCUCGUUCAACAGGAGCCGAUGCUCUUCAACGAUACUAUUUAUCGCAACGUACUCAACGGCCUGCGCGGACCCGAGUACGAGCAGCUAUCGGAAGAGAAGAAGCGGGAGAUUGUGAUUGAUGCCUGCAAACAGGCCAAUGCUCACGAUUUCAUCGAACAGCUGCCUCAGGGCUAUGACACCCCUGCGGGAGAGCGAGCCGGAAUGCUUAGCGGUGGCCAAAAGCAACGAAUCGCUAUUGCGCGCAGCAUCGUCUCGAACCCGAAGAUCCUUCUCCUUGAUGAAGCAACUUCUGCGCUGGAUUCAGAAUCAGAAAGAGCGGUCUCGGCGGCGUUGGAGAAAGCUUCCCGAGGCCGGACGACCGUCAUGAUCGCUCAUAAGCUUUCAACAGUCGUGAACGCCGAUAAUAUCGUCGUCCUGGAGAAGGGCGUCAUAGUCGAGCAAGGGACGCAUGCUCAGCUUCUCGCAUUAGGAGGCCACUACUGCAACUUAUUGCUUGCACAGGGCGGCUCUAGCGGCCACUCUUCCGAAAAGGACGUCUUCGUGGAACAGACUGAGGAUGUCUCUCGGACUGUAUCGCGAAGGCUGACCCGCCGAUCGACUAAGGGUGCAAUUGCGCCUUUGGAAGAUACAAGCUCUUCUCUGGAGUCACCGGUAAUCAGCCGUAAGCGAAGGCUCUUAUGGUGCAUCUAUCAACUGUAUGCAGAGCACCCAGGACUUAUCUGGCCCAGCUUUAUCGGUCUGGUCGCUGCCAUUGCUGUCGGGGCUGCUUUUCCACUCCAAGCCGUCUUAUUCUCUCGGUUCGUCACCAUCUUCGAAGCUCAAGGGGACGAGCUAAUCCGCCGGGGCAACUUCUGGGCCCUCAUGUUCUUCAUUCUCGGAAUUUCCAGCUUUGUCUGCUAUCUUGUGCUGUUCUCCGUCAUGGGGAUCGUCGCGUCCAAGUUUGGGACAAUCUAUUGGCACUCCUAUCUCAGGUCCAUGCUCGGCCAGGAUGUUGUCUUCUUCCAGCACAAGGCGAACACUGCCGGAGGACUCACGACACUCUUACGAGGUGACGGCGACAGCAUGUACCUGCUCUUUGCGAUGAAUUCGGGACUACUUAUCUCGAUGAUAGUGACCCUUGUCGCAUGCUGCAUCCUAUCCAUUGCGGUAGGCUGGAAGCUCGGCCUCGUUUCCGUCUUUGGAUGUAUUCCGGUCUUGCUGGGUUCCGGUUUCGCGCGGAUGAGGCUUGAUCUGGGAGCUCAGGACCGAUGCGCUGCUGCAUUCCUCGAGAGCGCUAGGUACAGCACUGAGGCGAUUUCCGCGAUCAGGACAGUGUCGAGCCUGACCAUGGAGGGAAAGGUGGAGAACAUGUAUCAUGAGAAGCUGGAGAGCGCUUCUGCUAGAACGCUUCGGAGGAUGCUGGUAGAGAUGGCGUUUUACACCUCGGGAGAUACUCUCGGGCUUGCUGUAUGUGGUCUAGUAUUCUGGUACGGCGGACGGCUUGUGUCGUUUGGCGAAAUGUCGUCUGCGCAGUACUUUCUCAUCUUCGCGGCAAUCCUUUUCGGAGGACAGUCGUCAGGAUUUAUAUUUGGCUUCACGACUAGCAUCAACAAGUCACACGCAGCUCUAAAUCGCAUAUUGUAUCUGACGCACACCAAACCCACCAUCAACUCGUCAACCGGGCUCGAUCCUGCACAGGCCCAGAUAACGGCAGAUGUUCCAACAAUAGAGUUCCGUGACGUCCACUUCCGGUACCCGUCACGGCCCACAGUCCCCGUUCUUCGGGGUAUAUCUCUAUCCGUCUCACGCGGCUCGCAUGUCUGCGUCGUGGGACCAAGCGGGUGCGGUAAAUCGACUCUUGUCGCUCUCCUUGAACGCUUCUACGACCUGCAAACCCAAACCGAGGACCAAAAUGCCUACGAUUCGGGCGAGAUAUACCUAUACGGCCGUUCAAUCACCGAAUGGGAUAUUAACAAACUGCGCGGGAUGAUGGGCCUCAUGGCGCAAGACACUAUCCUCUACCAAGGCACGAUCAAGGACAACAUCCUCCUCGGGAUCGACGAAAGCAAGAUCCAUCCCUCAGAGCUCCAAUCCCGCGUCGAAACUGCAUGCCGCCAAGCUAACAUUCACGAAUUCAUCGCCUCCCUCCCGCAAUCCUACGCCACCGACAUCGGUGCCCGCGGUGUGGCUCUCUCAGGUGGUCAACGCCAACGUCUCGCUCUCGCUCGAUGUCUCAUCCGCAAUCCAGACAUCCUUCUGCUCGACGAAGCCACGAGCGCGCUUGAUCCAGAGAGCGAGAAAGCUGUGCGGGAUGCGCUGGACAGAGUCAGGCUGGAAAGGGAAGGGCUGACGAUCGUAAGUGUGACGCAUCAAGUUGAGGCUAUGCGGGAUGCAGACCGAAUUUUUGUGGCUGAGAGGGGUGCUAUUGUCGAGGAGGGCAGGUGGGAUGAGUUGAUGGGGAGGAGGGGGAGGCUUUGGGGGAUGGUGAUUCAGGGGGAGGUACAGGGGCAUACGUGA
Messenger RNA from Trematosphaeria pertusa, 4376 nucleotides. RefSeq names its product multidrug resistance protein. Gene Ontology annotation, cellular component: membrane. Gene Ontology annotation, biological process: transmembrane transport. NCBI's taxonomy places the organism in Eukaryota, Fungi, Ascomycota, Dothideomycetes, Pleosporales, Trematosphaeriaceae. Gene Ontology annotation, molecular function: ATP binding; ABC-type transporter activity; ATP hydrolysis activity. The record is from RefSeq and is a predicted model, not a curated record. The transcript is spliced from 8 exons. The coding region runs from base 501 to 4376 and encodes 1291 amino acids.